AUAAGAAAAGCCCAAUCUCGUCCUCCAUUCAACAUUAUUAUUGCCUCUCUUAUCCUCUCACAGACUCACACUAAAAGUACUAAACUCAUUUCGUCUCUUUCAGACUCAAUUUUCUACACAGAAAAAGCAAGUUAUUACAAUAAUAAUGGCAAUGUCUUUAGGGGUUUUCACCGCUUUAUUCGCCGGCACACCUCCGGCAGCCGUUAAUCAACCAUUUUUUCCGGUGCCCAAGAAACCGAUCUUUGUUACAAGCCCUUCUGCUGCUAAUUUGCGCAGACUAACAUGCGCUGCUUCUGCUACGCCAAACCCAGUAGAGACGAAGAAGAUAAGAGAGCCCAGAGGUAUCACAAAGCCCCGGCCGGUGUCGCCGGAAAUGCAAGCUAUCGUCGGCGUGUCGGAGAUUCCGAGGACGCAGGCACUUAAGUUGAUCUGGGCUUACAUUAAAGAACAUAACUUGCAGGACCCUGAAAACAAGAAAAUAAUCAUCUGUGAUGAGAAGCUGAAGAAAAUCUUUAAAGGGAAUGAACGUGUUGGAUUCCUUGAGGUUGCAGGGUUAAUUAGUCCUCACUUUCUUUAGGUGGACUGUGUGGCAUGGUCUACCAAGUUUUUCUUCCUUAUUACAGUAUUAGUCUAAAUGGCGGUCUAGCAUGGUUCACAAUCUAUAUUCAGAAACAGUAGUGCUGCUUUCAGUAACCUUUGUAGCCACGGGUUAGUCAUACGGGUUUAACUCAGUUUUGAUUUAUCAAAUAGUCGUUGGUUGUGUUUUUGUAGUCACUUGUAAUGUUCAACUUCUUCAAUCCAGUUAUAUUUAAAUUGCUUUAUGGUUUAUAUUUAAA
Molecule: messenger RNA, 836 nt
Organism: Daucus carota subsp. sativus
Lineage: Eukaryota; Viridiplantae; Streptophyta; Magnoliopsida; Apiales; Apiaceae
Product: upstream activation factor subunit UAF30
Exons: 2
Coding region: 146-577 (143 amino acids)
Cellular component (GO): nucleus
Source: RefSeq, a predicted model, not a curated record